AUGACAGAUGUUAUGGGGUUACAAAGAAAGUUGGGCCGUCGUCGUUUGCGAUACAAUAGAUCACAAGGAUGUCGUUCGUCUUAUGAAGCCAGGAACAUUGGUGAGUAUGAUGCUAGUAGGCAAUGCAAAAACCAAGAAGGAGAUGCUAGUAGGAAAUGCAAAGCAGAGGAUAUUCCAUCUCCCGAAGCUGAGGCCAACUUCAUGGGAACAAAGAAGUUUCGUGCUGAGAGAAAAGAGGUGACGCGGGAACAUAUCAUCGCCACGACCAAUGCGUAUGUCCUCUACGUCCUUGGAGCUGUUAUCUUCUCCAAUGUUUCUGGUGCCCGUGUGAGCGCCAACUUUAUCCAACUGUUGCAACCAUUUGACAAGAUUCAUGAAUACUCUUGGGGUAAUGACAUUCUUGCACACUCGUUGAACGAGUUGAGAAAGGCUUCUAAGGCUCAAAUGAACCAAAUGGGAGGGAAUAUGGAUUUUUUGCAUGCGUGGAUAUAUGUGCACUUCCCAAUAUUUUCUCAAAGGGCUUUUGAGAACAAGGAAUGGAACCACGAGUAUUAUGGAGACAAGUACACCUACAAAAGUAAGCCAAAGAAGAAAAGAACGGAUUAUCUGAAUUUGAGAAGCCAGUUGGACAACUUGACAACGAAAGAUGUUAUCUUUGAUCCUUACAAGAAGGAUUUGGCUGAAGGAAAAGGAAAAAGAAAGAAGGAAGAAAGAGCGUUUCACAGAUAUCCUUUGGGUGGUCCAUCUCAAAUAGAUGACGAGGCAAUUCCGGAUUACAUGCCGUGGUACCUCAAUGUAUCGCAUACCCGAGUGAUACGAGUAGAUGAGAGGCCCAAGAUAGAGGACAAAGAUACGACUCUCGAAUUCCUGGCAGCACCUCCACACUCAUCAACCGUAUCUGUUGCUGUCCAAUUACUAGAGUUAGAAAUGGGUUUCACACUACCCGUACAUGGAUUUAAGGGUUAG
Molecule: messenger RNA, 966 nt
Organism: Papaver somniferum (opium poppy)
Lineage: Eukaryota; Viridiplantae; Streptophyta; Magnoliopsida; Ranunculales; Papaveraceae
Product: protein MAINTENANCE OF MERISTEMS-like
Exons: 6
Coding region: 1-966 (321 amino acids)
Source: RefSeq, a predicted model, not a curated record